AUGACGUCACAAGGGUCAGUCCCCCCGUUCUCCAACCUCCCCCGCCAGUUGCCCUGGGUCCCCCACGUGUUCCUGUGGUUAGUGGCGCCGUUCUACCUGGCCUUCCUGAUGACGUCAGAGAGGCGGUCCGCCGGACAGCGCAGUGUUAUGAUGACCAGGAAGAUGACAUAUACCCUGGCAUUGAUCCUACUGACCGCUGUCCAAAUCGCCAUGUCCGGAUAUCAGGAGGAGGGGGACGAGGGGGAGAUGACACGGCGCGUGACGUGCCUGUACGGCCGUAUGACGUCACUAUUACUGACCAUGGCCCUGCUCCGAGUGGAGAGCUCCCGGUGUUGCACCCACUCCUUCCCUCUCUUCUUCUUCUGGUCCCUCCUCCUCCUCUCCGACUGCCUCUCCUUCUACACAGACCUGACUUUUGAACCUGACCUCGGCGACGUCACGACCCUCAGCCUGACCCUCCUGGCUGUGGGCGGGUCUGUGGCCCAGGCCGUGCUGUUCUCUCUGCCGGACACGAGCGGUCAAGCCGGACCGACCCACCCAGACGACGCGAGCAGUGUCCCGGGGAAGCUGCUGGUCAGCUGGGCCACAGGCCGCGUGUGGGACGGCUGUCGUCAGGGACUCACAGAGGACGAAGUGCCUGGCAUGGCCGCACAGGACAGGUGUAGAGUCCUCACUCCGCACUUCGAGAGGGCGUGGCACCGGGAACGGGCGCGACUCAAACGCCACAGCAGAGGAUUAACGGAAGAAACCAUGGACGAGAGGAAGACGAGCGGGAGGAAAGGAGAGGGUGGGCAAGGGGUCAGCCUACUCAGAGUUCUCGUCCGCCAGUUCGGACUCGAGUUCUUCACCUAUCAGCUGAUAAAAUUGGGCUUCGAACUCACUCACUUCGUGCAGCCGGUCCUGGUAGGCUACCUACUGGACUACUUCCAGAACCGAGACAGCCAGCCCGCGUGGAGUGGACACGCCAUUGUUGUCGCCAUCUUCCUGACCUCGCUAACCACUGGCCUCGGUCACCAGACAGUCUCCACCUCUGUAGACCGAGUCGCCAUGAAGGUCCGAACCAGUCUCAAACUGGCCAUCUACAAGAAAACUCUGAGCGCCAGGAACGUGGAGAGAGCCAAAGUGACCACGGGGGAGAUUGUCUCGCUCCUGGGCAGUGAGUGCGAUAAGAUGGUGAAUUGCUGCAAGUCCUCUUUUAUUCUCCUCUCCGUCCCUGCACAGCUGACGGUGGGUUUGUUUAUGCUAUACCAGCAACUAAAUGUCGGUGCUGUGGUGGCGCUGGCCUUGAUUCUGCUUCUCGUGCCUUUUAACGCGUGGAUCAGCACCAACCUAAAGCGGCUCGAAACUGAGCAAAAUGACGUAAAGGACGAGCGUGUGAAAAUAAUGAACGAAGUUCUGAACGGGAUCAAAGUGCUCAAAUUGUACGCUUGGGAGAAAUCUUUUCUCAAGAAAAUCAUGGACAUCCGAGACAGAGAGGUGAACCUGCUCAAGAAGAUGGGUGUUCUUUACGGGGGUGUGGACUUCAUCUUCCGGUCCGUCUCCAUCUUGGUCUGUAUCGCUGGCUUCGCGACCUUCACCUUCAUGGGUGGCGUCCUUGACCCAGCCACGGCCUUUGUGGCUAACGCCGUGUUGGACACUAUGAGCUGCUCCUUCAGCCAGCUGUACUUGGUCGUACCGCAGUUUUUUCGCGCCGCCGACGCCCUCACGCGACUCAACAGCUUCCUCAACUUGGAGGACAUACCUGAUGACGUAGUCACCAGAACGGACCAAUCAAAAGCCGCCGUCCAGAUCACCGACGGUUCCUUCGCGUGGGAUACUUCCGGCGAUAAAAAUUGUCUGAGAAAUAUUGAUUUGACCAUCCCCCGUGGGCGGCUGGUGGCUGUUGUGGGAAUGGUGGGAGCAGGAAAGUCCGCCCUACUGUCCGCCAUUUUGGGAGAGAUGGAGAAAGUGACGGGGGAGGUCAAAGUUCAGGGUCUUGUGGCGUAUGUCCCUCAGGAGGCGUGGAUCCUGAACACAACGCUGAGAGAAAACAUUCUGUUUGGCUCUCCCAUGAACAGAGCGAGAUACGACAAAGUGUUGGACGCAUGCGCGCUGAGGGAGGACCUGAAGCUGUUGUUGGCCGGAGACGAGACCCUGAUCGGGGAGAAAGGAAUCAACCUGUCGGGUGGUCAGAAACAGCGGGUGUCCCUGGGCCGAGCCCUGUACGCCGACACUGACCUCUACCUGCUGGACGAUCCGCUCAGCGCGGUGGACGCGCACGUGGGGAAGAGCAUCUUCAAUGCCGUCAUCAGCCGCCAGGGGGCGCUGCGGGACAAGACGCGCGUGAUGGUGACCCACGGUGUGCACUGGUUGCCUUUUGUGGACACCGUGGUGGUGAUGAAGGACGGGGAGGUGUCGGAGACAGGCACGUACAAACAGCUGCUGGACCACGACGGGGCCUUUGCGCAGUUUGUCCGAGAGGUCAACAGACACGACCCUGACCCCGACCCCGAGCUAGAACCGCUCAAACAGAAAGUGUUCAACCGUCUAACGUCAUUGGAUGAGGGGACGGAGAUCAUCGAGAGCGAUGAAGAAGACGACUACGGCGAUGACGAUAACUCUGUGUUGGAGGAUGGCGAAAUUAUCAGCCCAGCUGGCACUACGUCAGCAGUAGAUGGAGGAAAGGAGGAAAAGGAGGAAGAAGAAAAAGAAGCGAAGGGAAGUAGGGAUGGAAGAGACAGAAGUGAAGACGAGGAAGAGACAGAAACGGGCGCUUUGAGCUGGUCAGUGUACGGCCAGUACUUGAGCUCCUUUGGCUACUGGUAUUUCCUGGCCGGGUUCCUCAUCUUUUGUCUGCUCAUUUACUUCCGGGAAGAGAAGGAUUGGUCCCUGGCGCGCUGGUCCGACGACGUAGAACUGUCCAACCGCUCCCGGGCCCACACUCCAGACUACGAGCACACAGUGCGGUAUCACUUCUUGUCCUUCGCGCUCUGUGGCUGUGGUGAGAUGGUCACGGCUUUUGUCUUCGUCUGUCUGAUGCAGUUUCGGACAUACGAAGCGGGCAAACACCAUCACAACAAGCUGCUGGUCAAUAUUCUCCGCUCCCCCAUGUCUUUCUUCGACACCACGCCUAAUGGGCGCAUCAUCAACCGUUUCUCCAAAGACAUUCAGUCUGUGGACAAUCUGGACAUGCUAAACUACAUCAAGUUCUCCGUCAACGCUGCCCUGUUUUUCUUCAUGAUUCUCUUCCACAUUCCCAGAAUUAUUCCGUUCAUGAUCCCAGUCGUCAUCCUGUACCUGGCCUUACAGCACGUCUACCUGGCCAACAGCCGACAGCUGCGGAGGUUCAUCUCCAGGUCUCGCUCUCCGAUCUUUGUCCACCUCACUGAGACGGCUAACGGCUCCGAAUCCGUGCGGGCCUACAAGUCUCAAGUUCGAUUCACGAAAAAGAUGGAGCAGAGGGUGGAGAGCUUCAUGCGGAAUCAGAUGACGGAGCACUGGUUCUCCACCUGGUACUCCUUCCGCAUCCAUCUCCUGGCCUGCAUAGUGACCCUGAUCUCGGGUCUGCUCCUCCUAGCUGACGUCACAAUCAGCCCGGCCCGCGCGGGAAUAAUCCUGUCGUUCUCCAAGAACUUCCUACACUGCCUCAGUAUCACCAUCAGACACGCCAGCUACGUGGAGACCGAACUUGUAUCCCUGGAGAGAGUCAUCGAGUACUCUAACACCCCUACCGAGGCAGCUUGGGACACAGAGCCGGGACUGGUCAGUUCCUCGUGGCCGGAGGAUGGACACGUUGUCCUGGAGAACUACCAGACCCGCUACAGAGCCGGCCUUGACCUUGUGCUAAGGGGCGUGUCCUGUGACAUCCGGGGCGGGGAGAAGGUCGGAAUUGUUGGCCGCACGGGUGCGGGGAAAUCCUCGCUCACCAUGGCCUUGUUCCGGCUCAUCGAGGCGGCCAGCGGCCGGAUAUGUCUGAGCGGAAAACACAUCGCUCCACUCGGACUACACGAAGUCCGCGCGAAACUGACCAUCCUGCCACAAGAUCCGAUCAUCUUCGGCGGGACUCUCCGCAUGAACAUGGACCCCCUGGGCGAGAAGAGCGAGGCGGAGCUGUGGGAGGCUCUGGAACAUUCUCACCUCAAGACCUUUGUCCAGUCGCUGCCGGACAAGCUUGACCACGAGUGUGGCGAGGGCGGGAAGAACCUGAGCACGGGACAGCGGCAGUUGGUGUGCCUGGCCAGGGCUUUGUUGAGACAGAGUCGGGUGUUGAUCCUGGACGAGGCAACAGCCGGCGUGGAUAUGGAGACGGACGAACUCAUCCAGAAGACAAUCCGUCGCGAGUUCCGAGCCUGCACCGUGCUCACCAUCGCCCACAGGCUCAACACCGUCCUCGACUACGACCGUAUCAUGGUGCUGGACAGUGGUCACAUCAAAGAGAUGGACUCCCCGCGGAAUCUGCUGGCCAACAAGAACUCGGCGUUUUACAGUAUGGCCAGAGACGCGAAGCUGGUAUGAAGGAGACAGAAGACAGACAGAGAUAGAUAGAGAGAGAG
Aplysia californica (California sea hare) is the source of this 4532-nucleotide messenger RNA. Its product is annotated as multidrug resistance-associated protein 1-like. The coding region runs from base 1 to 4494 and encodes 1497 amino acids. The record is from RefSeq and is a predicted model, not a curated record. The transcript has a single exon. Gene Ontology annotation, biological process: transmembrane transport. Gene Ontology annotation, cellular component: membrane. Gene Ontology annotation, molecular function: ABC-type transporter activity; ATP binding; ATP hydrolysis activity. Lineage: Eukaryota; Metazoa; Mollusca; Gastropoda; Aplysiida; Aplysiidae.